AUGUCCGUUGAAAACGCGAAAGAAUCCAAUAUGAAUAAUUCGAAAAAUUUUUGUGAUAAUUUAAUUUCGACGGAAAAAAAUGGUGAAAUUGGUGAUUCAUUAACAAUAAAAACAAAUUUCGCUGAAAUAAAUACUGAGAAAAGGGAUUCGAUACCGAUCGUCGGAGAAUCUUUUAUUUGGAAACCGACAACUAAUAAAAUGAAUAUUGAAAAAACAACUUGUUGGGCUCAAACUAAAAAAGAAAAUAAUUUGAUGAAUGAAAAUCAAGAAAUACCAAAUUCCAACGAAUAUGCAAACAUUUCGACUCAAAUUGAUAACUUACCGGUUAAUUUUAGUACAAAAUCCAUUCAGAGAAAGAAAAAAGUUCCAAAAAUCGAAGUCAGACAAGAGGAUUUUAAAACGGUGGUUAAAAUUUCAGUCAAAGAAACUCCCACACCUGAAGAAGAAGAAGAAGAAGAAGAAAAAAGAGAAAAAGAUAUUUUUAAUCGUUUAAAACCUGAUAAUUUUUACGAAAAUGCCAGCGGUGAUAACGAAAAUUUUCUUGAUAAACCCCAUGGAGUCUCUUCAAUCGCAUUUCAAAAUACAAAUAACGAUAAAGAGGUUUACGAAAAUGUCGGUUCGUUAAGAGAACAACAAUUUGAAAAUACAUCUAAUGACACCCGCAACGAUGAGUGUUUAUACGAAAACUUAUUAAUUAGUCGCAACGUUCGAACUAAUUCAAAUGAUGCGGAUUCUAAUUAUUGUAAUGUUGGACCAUAUCAUUCGGUAGAAGAAUCAAAAGUUCACGCGAAUCCAAGUAACUUUACCAAAAUCAAUACAAAUCCGGAAAAAAAAAAUUUAGAUAAAUGUGAAGAAUUUUAUGAAAAUAUCGACGGUGGCAACAUUCUAGUUAAAGUGAACGAUGAUAAAUCAUUGUUGAAAAACGUUGAAAAUAAGUCGGAAAAUUUUAAACCGGUGAAACACGAGUGCGAAAAAAUAUCCGAAUUAGAAACAGAAAAAAAAACAUCUUUUACGGAAAUUGUUUUGCCCAAGACAAAGACAAACUUUAAAAAUAUAAAGAACGAUUCCUUAUCGGGAGAUUCUUUCGACAGCGGAACUUCAAGUGACGUCGACGGACUUCCGACGUUUGUUCAAACAAAAAAUGGAAACGUCAUUGUCACGAUAAAAAAUUUUCAGGGAGAAGAAUUUAAAAAAGAAGAUUACGGUCAGCAGCAACAACAACAACAGCAACAGCAGCACGUAAGAGCAGAAAGUCUCACGAGUAGCGGUGUCGGCGCGGACAGCGGAGAAAGCGACGAUGAAAAAAGUAACAUCAGCUGCGAUUCUCUCAACAGCAACGAACUUUAUCCUCAAUCAAAUUCCGAAGAUCACGGGUAUCACACGCCCAAUUCGGAUGAUAAAGCGGGGUCCCCAGUGAACGGCGGAAGCGUUUACGAAAACGUAAUAAAAACAUCGAAAUUAAAUGGGGGGGACUCGACGGGGGGUUUCGUCCAGAAACCGAAUCCGAUUGAAAAAAUGGAAAAUUUACGAAAUCUAAAAAGAUUCUCCGAAGGUUUAUCGGAUUGUUUUUGUGAAGAUUAUGAAAACGUUCGCGUUUUUCACACGACGGAUGCUGUAGGUGAGAACAAACAAAAUGAUUUUUCACCAAUCCGUGAAGAUAAUAAGGAUAGUAAUGUUGAUAAUAUUCAAAAAUCGUUACCAAAGAAUCUCAUACGCGAUAUAUGUUCGAGAAACGGUAAAUCAUCGAUCGCGGAUCAAAUGAAAAAAAAAAUCAAAGACGAAAAUAAAACUUUUGUUGCUCAAACGAUUUUAAACAUCGUGGGUUCUAAUAAAUCGUCUCCGCCGGAUGCGGAAACAAACGGAAACGAUAUCGGUUCGAAAGAUUCGAAACAAGGAUUUGUGGUCGAAGAAAGAACAUACGAAGACCGAAAAACUGAUGUCCACUGUCUCAAAGGAAACAGAAGAAUCCCUGCCGUGGAUGAAUUUGACACGGAUCAAUUUUAUAAAUUUCACGUGAAGGAAAAUUCACGGGAUGAAUCGAACGGGGAAGAUGAAACGUUCGCGGGAAUCAAAGACUAUUUUUCAAAAGAAAAGUCUACUGCCAUAACGAGUGCCAAAGGAACCAUCAGAGGAGUCAAAAAUAGAGUGAAAGCAGGGAUAGCCACAUUUUUAAAAAUGCAAGAAACCAAACCUUUGUAA
Messenger RNA from Pediculus humanus corporis (human body louse), 2199 nucleotides. RefSeq lists its product as uncharacterized. The coding region runs from base 1 to 2199 and encodes 732 amino acids. The transcript is spliced from 2 exons. Lineage: Eukaryota; Metazoa; Arthropoda; Insecta; Psocodea; Pediculidae. The record is from RefSeq and is a predicted model, not a curated record.